Molecule: messenger RNA, 867 nt
Organism: Akanthomyces muscarius
Lineage: Eukaryota; Fungi; Ascomycota; Sordariomycetes; Hypocreales; Cordycipitaceae
Exons: 1
Coding region: 1-867 (288 amino acids)
Molecular function (GO): oxidoreductase activity, acting on the CH-OH group of donors, NAD or NADP as acceptor
Source: RefSeq, a predicted model, not a curated record
AUGGAGGUCUUUGGGUUGAAGAGCCAGUCGCUGCGGUACAAAGUGGACGGCUUUGGCAGCGUCCAGAUGUACCUCACGCCGCCGCCUGAUUACUUUGGCUUUGCUCUCCCUCCCACACCGCAGCAGCAUCACCAUCUCACGCAAGCCACCACCGCCAUGUCCAGCAGCACAGCACAGCCCAAGACGACGCUCGUCGUCGGCGCCUCGCGGGGCAUCGGAAGGGAGCUCGCGCAGCAGCUUGCGCAGCAGCAGCAGCAGACGGGCGGUCAAGUGAUUGUCUCUGUGCGCAGCGGCGCCGACUUUGGCGGCAGCCCUAACAUGCGCUCCAUCACGCUGGACCAGUCGUCGGCCAAGUCGGUCAACGAGGCCGCCGGCAGCGUCACCGCGCUGGACACGCUCAUCGUCAACGCCGCCAUUGGGAACGACGAGCAGCUGCUGGACACGUCCGAGGAGCGCAUGGCCGAGUACAUGGACGUCAACGUCACGGGCGUGCUGCGCAUCGUCAAGGCCUUUCUGCCGGCGCUCAAGGCCCGCAAGACGAGGCAGAUUGUGCUCGUCUCGUCGACCUCGGGGUCCAUCACCCGCCAGGUCAACGCAAAGAGCGGCUUCAAGGGCCCGUACGCCGUGUCCAAGGCCGCCCUCAACAUGGUCGCCGUGCAGCUGCACAACGAGCUGCACGAGUCGGACGGCUUCACCGUGGUGCCCAUCCAUCCCGGCUGGGUCGAUACCGACAUGGGCCGCAUCGCGGGCGAUGGCGGCAUGCCCGUCGCCAAGAGCGCGGCUGGCAUUCUCAAAGUCGUUGAGAAGCUUACGCCGCAGAACUCGGCAACUUUUUAUAAUUAUGAUGGAACGACUUUGCCAUGGUAG